Messenger RNA from Glycine soja, 1035 nucleotides. RefSeq names its product peroxiredoxin-2F, mitochondrial-like. Gene Ontology annotation, molecular function: thioredoxin peroxidase activity. Gene Ontology annotation, biological process: cell redox homeostasis; cellular response to oxidative stress; hydrogen peroxide catabolic process. Gene Ontology annotation, cellular component: cytoplasm; mitochondrion. The record is from RefSeq and is a predicted model, not a curated record. The coding region runs from base 131 to 721 and encodes 196 amino acids. Lineage: Eukaryota; Viridiplantae; Streptophyta; Magnoliopsida; Fabales; Fabaceae. The transcript has 5 exons.
GAAAAGAAUAGCAUGUUGCGCGGUGGAGUUAAUGUAAAGGCAUUAACAAAGCCUCCUACAUGUUGGAGUGCAUGUUUGUUUGUUCCAUUGGCAUUCUCAACGAAACGAAAGGAAUCCCACCCAAGAAGCCAUGAAACCCGGUUUGGUGAAGCGACUCACCAAGUCAUUGUCUGCAACUCUUGGGUUCAAAUCUUCUUCCUCUUUGGCCAAGGUUACAACUGGAACUGAAAUACUCUCUAUUGCACCCAAAGUUUCUCUUCAGAAAGCUCGCUCAUGGGACGAAGGUGUUGCUUCUAACUUCUCUACCACUCCUCUCAUUGACAUCUUCAAGGACAAGAAAGUGGUCAUAUUUGGAAUCCCGGGUGCAUUCACAGGGGUUUGUUCAGAAGAACAUGUUCCAACUUACAUGGAGAAUAUUGAUAAGUUUAAGGCUAAGGGGAUCGAUACCGUUAUUUGUGUCUCUAUUAAUGAUCCAUAUGCUAUGAAUGAGUGGGCAGAGAAGCUUCAAGGCAAAGAUGCUAUUGAGUUUUAUGGGGACUUUGAUGGGAGCUUUCACAAAAGCUUGAAAUUAGUUACUAAUCUCUCCAAUGUUUUGCUUGGAACUCGAUCUGAAAGAUGGUCAGCAUAUGUGGUAGAUGGAGUGAUUAAGGAUCUUAAUGUUGAGGAAGAUCCAUCUGUUGUCACAGUUUCUGCUGCACAAACUAUUUUGGAACAGAUUUGAGGUUUCUGUUGGUUUACAUGUAUGCAUAAAGUUUACAAUACAAUAUAAUGUUGGUUUAUAAUUCAGUAAAAUUGAUUUUGACAGAAUUAAUACAAAUAGGUGAACAUGAUUGAGAUGUAUUAGGUUGGUUUAUUUUUUAUUUUUUUACUUUGAAACAAACAGCUUAAUAACCUGAUGUUUGCAGCUGAUCAAAUGUAACUCGAGAGUUGCUGUUGUAGUAUUGGUUCACUUUUUGAGUUUUGAACUCCUUUCUGAUGUCACUAAUCCCUUUUACCUGGACACAAUAAUAUGGGGAAAGAAGAUUCUGGCAUGCA